UGAAAUCGUUUAAAUAAUAAAUCAAAAUGGCUUAUGACUUAAAAAAAGAAGAUGAAGUUAAAGAUUAUAUAGAAAACAUUGGAAUAGAGUAUCGCUUCGGUUGUUAUAAGGAGCAAAAACCGGAAGUUUGUCAUCUGCUAGCCGAUUAUCUAGAAGCUAUCAAAAAAGACUUCGAAAAGGCCGCUAAAGUGUACAAAAGUAAUUGUUUAGAAUAUAAAUUCGGAAAGUCAUGCCUGAAAAUAGGUAACUAUACAUUAAUAGGAAGGGGAAGGGAAAAGGGUGACCCGGCCGAAGCUCUAAUUUAUUUCGAAAAAGGUUGCGAAUUAAAUGACCCCGGUGCUUGUCUACAUGCUGGGAUGCUGCUAACGGCUACUGGACCGGGCGUUAACAUACAAAGGGAUGUCCCUAAAGGAUACAACUGCCUCAAGAAGAGCUGCGAUCAAAAUGAUGAUAUGGCGUGCCACUACCUCUCCGGAAUGUAUCUGACUGGUGUGCCUAAAAACGUUCAGGAUUUCAACCCGCAUAAUCCUGAAAAAAAUAAAAACAUAGAUUAUCUAAUAAAACCAGAUAAAAAAGAGGCGUUCCGCUUUGCGAAAAGAGCUUGUGAGUUAGGUAAUAUGUUUGCUUGUGCCAAUGUCAGUUUAAUGUAUAAAAAAGGUGACGGAGUUGAGAAAAACCAGGAUGAAUCAAAACGAUUCUUUGAAAUUGCACAGAGCUUGCAAAAGGCGCAUGAAACUACAAAAGAGAUUAAAUUUCAACAAGGUUUGGAUGGAAAAUAGUAUUAUAUGAAUUACUUGUU
Molecule: messenger RNA, 799 nt
Organism: Bombyx mandarina (wild silkworm)
Lineage: Eukaryota; Metazoa; Arthropoda; Insecta; Lepidoptera; Bombycidae
Gene: Coa7
Product: Cytochrome c oxidase assembly factor 7
Cellular component (GO): mitochondrial intermembrane space
Molecular function (GO): protein binding
Source: RefSeq, a predicted model, not a curated record